GUUGUUUUUUGUUGUUAAUAAUCGACUUUUUUUUCAUCAUUCUCGAUAGUUCUCGUUAAAUGAUGAUAUUUAUGCAAUUUUCGAUAAGUGUUAGAAUUGAAUGUACAAAAAAGUUCUACAAUAUUUACAAAUUAUCUGUCUAUUAAUUAUGUAUCUAUUUGUUUUUUAUCAAACUUAUAUUUUACAUCACUAAACAGUUAUUUAUCAUGAAAUAUUGUAUCAAUGCACUUGAUUGAUUUCAAUUUGAUUCGACACUUAUUUAAUCUAAAAAAAAUAAAAAAGAUCGUAUAUGAGUAUAAUUAUACUUACAAACAAUUAACAUAAAUUAUGAGAAAACCAGAUGUAAAGUUUAUCCGAAUAACACGCUGGACAUUUUUCGUACCACUCGUUAUUUAUAUUAGUCUAUUAUAUAUAAAAUAUAAUAAGAAUUUAAAAUUAAAAAGUUCAAAUAAAAUUGAUGAAGAUUUGGAAAUACAAAGAUUGUUAACAGAAUUAGAAACAGCAACAAUAAAGACUAUUGAUAAGGGUGUUAAUUUUGAUAGUUUGCCAAAAAUUACUAAUAUUGAAUCUGAAAAAACAAGUAAUCCAAAAUUAUUGCUCGAAAGUAUUUUCUUUAAAGUUGAUCACAAUAAAAAUCAAGAGCUGGAUAUCCAAGAAUUAGCUAAAUGGAUAUAUAUGAAAAUUACAGAACAUCUUGAGAGUGCUCCACAAAAUAAUAUUAUUUUAUUUACCCAGAUUGACAAUAAUCCCAGAAAUGGUGAUAUAUCUUGGGAUGAAUAUCACGCGUAUUUUUUACGAUCACAUGGACUUUCUGAAAAUUAUAUUAAUUUUCACAAUAAAAAACAUUCAGAUUUGCCUAAAUCUUUAAAAGAAAGUAUUAUGCGAGACCGAGCUAGGUGGACUGAAACUGCGAGAAAUGAUCCAGAGAGAUUAACUUUAGAUGAAUUUCUAGCUUUUACCCAUCCUGAAAGCAGUCAUCGCGCUCUUUUACAAAUGGUUGAAGAUCUUUUCGAAAAAUUCGAAUUAGAUCGAGAUGGUGAUGAACAAUUGACUGAAGAUGAAUUCGCAGAUCUACCGUCCGAUGGUUUAGGUCUUGAUCUUCAAGAAGAAAAACUAUCAACUGUCAAAGGUAGUGACGGUCGUAGACAAGAAUUUCGUUUUUUAAUUGAUCGAAAUAAGGAUGGAAAGGCUGACAGAACAGAGCUUUUGAUGUAUAUAGAUCCGAGAAAUCCACAUCAUGCAAUUCGAGAGGCACAGCAUUUGAUAGAAGUUGCUGACAUAAACCAAAAUAAUAAGUUAAGUCUAUCAGAAAUUUUAAGUAAAGCGGAUUUAUUUUUAGAAAGUAAAAUGGUAGAUACUGAAAAAAGUUUUCAUGACGAAUUUCGAUAAAUGCAUCUUUAAUACCUAUGAGUUAAAUCAAAUAAUACAUAUGUUUUGUUAUAUCUUUUUACAUAGAUUUAUUGAUGUACAGGAAAUUUAUUAAUAAUUGAUUUAACUAAAUUUUAGUGAUAGUAUCUGUGAUAGUCAUAAUAAAAGACAUAGAGAAAUAAUUAUAAAUUCAAACUUUAA
Chelonus insularis is the source of this 1569-nucleotide messenger RNA. RefSeq names its product mayday (gene myd). Gene Ontology annotation, biological process: calcium-ion regulated exocytosis. The coding region runs from base 328 to 1389 and encodes 353 amino acids. Gene Ontology annotation, cellular component: endoplasmic reticulum. Gene Ontology annotation, molecular function: calcium ion binding. The record is from RefSeq and is a predicted model, not a curated record. The transcript has 4 exons. Lineage: Eukaryota; Metazoa; Arthropoda; Insecta; Hymenoptera; Braconidae.